Molecule: messenger RNA, 831 nt
Organism: Humulus lupulus (European hop)
Lineage: Eukaryota; Viridiplantae; Streptophyta; Magnoliopsida; Rosales; Cannabaceae
Exons: 1
Coding region: 1-831 (276 amino acids)
Source: RefSeq, a predicted model, not a curated record
AUGGAGCAUAAAUUUCCUAAUGUGGAAUUUUACUCUAGUCCAGUCACAGAGGGUAGACUGUUAAUAAUUUGGCGGAAGGGGAUAGCGAGAUUGACUAUUUUGGAGGAGUCUCCUCAGCUGGUUCAUUGCCAGGUUAACUUGGUAGGCCACAGGAGUUUAUUCCAUGUCACUUUUGUCUAUGGUUACAAUUCAACAGAGACUAGAAGAAGCUUAUGGCAUGAUUUAACUCGCAUAUCGCUUUCAGUCAAAGCUUGGAUAGUCUUAGGGGAUUUUAAUGCCCCUUUUUCUUGUGGGGAUAGGUCUGGUGGUAAACCUAUUUCUAGUAUUGAGUUGGCUGAUUCUCUAGGGUGGCUGACUAAUGCUAAAAUUGAGGCUCUUAAGAGUAUGGGUUCUUAUUUUACUUGGACAAACAACCAAGAUGGCUCAGCUGGGAUCUACUCAAAGAUAGAUCAUGUGUUAAUGAAUGAGGAGUGGUUGGACAUGUUUCCUCGGUCUUUGGCUAUUUUUCGAUGGGAGGUGGUCUCCGAUCAUUGUUCUUGUGUAGUGUCUAACAUCCCCAUGGAGGCUAUGGGAAUCAAACUGUUUAGAUAUUAUAAUUUCUGGUCUGGCCAUUCUGAGUUUAACCAGGUAGUCUUGAGCAGCUGGAGGGCCCCUGUUAAAGUUUCUGGUUUGAGAGCAAUAUAUAUUAGGCUUUUAAGAAUGAAGCAUAGGCUUAAGAAGUUUAACAGGGACUGUAUUGGAGAUGUAGGGUUCGGUUAUCAGUCAGCUAUGGUGGCCUACCAAGAUGCUCAAUUUCAAGCCCAAGAGAAUCCUCAAGAUCUCAAGUUGUAA